Molecule: messenger RNA, 975 nt
Organism: Prunus armeniaca (apricot)
Lineage: Eukaryota; Viridiplantae; Streptophyta; Magnoliopsida; Rosales; Rosaceae
Source: the annotation of a GenBank genome assembly
AUGCCCCAAUCUACUGGUGAUAGUGAAUCAAGUGAGAAGGCUAGAUUUGUAGUAAAGGGUUAUACUCAUACUUAUGAAGUGGAGUACUUGGAGACCUUUGCUCUAAUAGCAAAGCUCAAUACUGUGCGUGUACUCUUGUCCCUGGCUGCUAAUCAUGACUGCCCCUUGUUGCAGUUUGAUGUCAAAAAUGCAUUCCUACAUGGUCACCUCAAGGAAGAAAUAUACAUGGAUAUUCCUCAUGGUAUUCUUAUAUGGAUGAAAGCAAUCUCCAAGAGCAUAGUUUGGGAAGUUUGUUGUAUCUAUGAAGAAAUUUGGAAGUAUCUGGCUUCCGAGUUUAAGAUGAAGUCAUUGAGUGACUUGAAGUACUUUCUUAGGAUUGAAGUUGCUAGAUCUAAGCAUGCUCAUACACCUCCUGAUAUUGCAGAUGCAGUGAGUGUAGUGAUUCAGUUUAUGCAUUAUCCUAGUAAAGAUCGUAUGGGUGCUGUGAUGCAUAUUCAAAGGUAUCUGAAAGUAACUCAUGGCAAGGGGUUAAUGUUUUCCAAGUAUAGUCAUACAGAUGUGGAAGGGUGUACAGAUGUCGAUUGGGCUGGUUCAAGGAGUAAAAAGCAAAAAGUGGUGUCUCGGUCUAGUGCCAAAGCCGAGUAUUGUAAGAUGGCUCAAGGUGUAUGUGAGUUACUAUGGUUAAGGAGAUUGUUGGGAGAUCUUGGGUUUGAGCCGCAGAAACCCAUGGAUUUGUAUUGUGAUAAUAAAGCUGCAACUGUGAUUGCUCAUAACCCAGUGCAACAUGAUCAUACAAAGCAUGUGGAGGUUGAUCGGCAUUUUAUUAAAGAGAAGUUGGAUACUAAGAUUAUUUCUUUUCAGUUCAUAUCAUCUGAGUAUCAGCUUGCAGAUGUUCUUAUAAAAGCUGUGUCUACUAUUGUCUUUCUCAACUUGCUUGACAAGUUGGGCAUGCGUGACAUCUUUGCUCCAACUUGA